GUGUAGUAUAUAUUCUAGAUUGGGCUGUCCUGAUGCAGUGGGGAUUUCUCAGCAAGGCUUCACCAUUCGGCUCUGUUUGUUGCGUUUUCCAGAACAACCACACAGACGGUCUUCGGCUCCUUCCGUUUGGGUUUGCAACUUGAAUGGAGUGGAAAGAAAAGAAGCAAGGAGAAGUUGGCCUCAGAGAAAGAGAAUAGAGAGCUCAGAACAGUGCAGUAGAAGAACUGCAAUUGAUAGGCUUUUUUUUCGUGGCGAUAAACACAUCCACAGAUCUUAUUUAUCCUUUGGAAUUGCUCCUUUGACUUGACUACAAGUCCCUAAGUAUUCUUUUUAAGCUACUAACAUUUUGUUGUUGGGCGAUUGGAAAGCCACACUAUAGCAGGUACAAGUAAGUAUAGCUGUUUAAAUUAUUUUGUUUGAUUAAGUUUAGGAAUUGGAAUGUCUCGUCGCCAUAGACAGUUAGUUGAAAAAAUCCCAGUUGAAGAAGAAGAAGAACUUCUAGACAUUGAUAACGGAAAAGAUGAAUCCGUCAUCAAUAUCAGUGACGAUGAUGAUGAUUUUCAAACCACGUAUAUUCACAAUACUGAAAUUGAGAUCGAUCAAACAAUGGAAAACGAAGAAGAGAGAACUGGUGACAAUAAUGACGACAUUGAAAUGGAUUAUGGUAAUCAAAAUUUGGAAGGGCAGAGUAUUGCAACUGCAAAUGAAAAUACUGCUGUUGAUGAGGCUAAUGAAAAAAUCCACCAAACUGAGACUAUAGAUACCGAUGAAAUAAAUGGAAACACAGAUGUCAUCGAGGAAAACACGAAAAUUGGUGUUUCUCAAACCAAAAAUGAAGUUGAAAAGAUUAAUGAGAUUAAUGAGAUUAAUGAGAUUAAUGAGACUAAUAAGAGUAAUGAGAACAAGAAUAAAAAUGAGAAUAAUGAUAUUAAAAAUAUUGAAAAUGAUGAGAAUGAUGAGAAUGAUGAGAAUGACGAGAACAAUGAGAAUGAUGAAAAUAAUGAAAACGAGAAUAAUGAGAAUAAUGAUAAUGACCGUAAUAAUAAAAUCACUCUGAAUAAACGAGAAACGGAAGAAAAUCAAAAUUCUAAAAGUGAUGGGAACAAUGGAGUUGGUGAAAAAAAAAAAAAUAAUGAUACUAUUAAAAUUGAAAAUUCAGAAAAAGUAACAGAUGAGCUGAAACUAAAUCCAAGUCCCGAUUUAAAACCAAAUGGCUAUACCUAUGUUAACGACGAAAAUUUGGAAAAUAGUAUAAAAAUUGAAAGAAAGGACAAUAAAUUUAAAAACCAGCCUAUUAUUGAAAACUCUAAAGGAAUUAGUAUACCCAUCAUCAUAUCCAGAGGUUCUGUUCUGUAUCUUUUAUUUCCUUGUUCCAAAAAUUUCGAGAAAACAAAAGGCCUUCCUGUUUUAUUUCCCCCAUCUUUUUUUGGAUAUCUUGAUAAAACUUUAGAUGUUUUUUUCAGUGGUCUCCGAUCUUAUUUUAACAACAAUGAUUUACCUUUUGACAUUAAUGAAGAAUUAAUUUUAGAUUUUUUGGGUUUAAAUUUGGCUAUUACUGAAGAUAAUGUAUACUCUAAGGAGGUUAAAUUUAGAGACAUAUUAACUCUUUUUUGGUGCUUAAGUGAUAGUAAAAGUUUUGAUACUGACAGCAUAAAUUUAUUUGAAAUUGUUCUUUCUUCGAAAAAAAGAUUUAGCUAUUAUUUUAAUUUUUUGUUUGAAUCUAUUAAAAAAAAGAAGAAUACCGAAAAUAAAUCAUCUAUAAACAAUGAUAUAACACAACCCAACAGUUUGGAAACUGACAUAGUUUCAAUUGGUGAUCAAUCUGGGAAUAAAAAUGAAAGCAAAGAAAAUGGUCAAAUUGUACAUCAACUUAAAAACCAAUUUGAUGAGGACAAAAACAAUAUUGGUGAAAGUGAACUCAAAAACAAUCGCAAUGAGAACAUUAAUGAAACCAAAACAGAAAAUGAAAGCGUAAAAAUAGAUAAUCAAAAUAAUGACAGCCAAAAUAAUAAUGAUAAUGAUGCAAAUAAUGGUGAUUCUGCUAAUGGUGGUAACGCUGGUGAUGAUGGUAACAACGGUUACGAUGAAAAUGACGGUAAUGUUGGUAAUUAUAAUGAUGAUAUUGACAAAAUUGUGCAGAACAGCAUAGAAAAUGGAAAUGGAAAUGGAGUUGAAAAUGACAGUGUAAAAAAAAAUGAUAAUGAGAUUAAAGUUAAAAAUGACAAUAAGAUUAAAGUUGAAAAUGAAAAUAAAAAUGAAAAUGAAAUCAGUAAUCCACCUAAAACAAAGGACAAUAAUUUUGGAAUAGAUCACACAAUGAAGUCAAAUAGUGAAAAAACUGAAGAUGUUAUAACUGUAAUUGAAGCUGAAAAAGAGAAUAAUUCUGAAAAUAAAAAUAUUGAUCUUAAUGUAAAUCAUCAAGCUCAAGUCAAUGCUAAACCUUUAUUUGGUCUCCCUUCCAUCCCAAUUAAAAGAUCUUUUCCUGAUCUACCUCCAAAAAGGAAAGUUGAACCUGGACCAACUGAUAUUUCGAAACGUGGUGAAGAGUUGAGAAAGAAACUUAUGAAGUCUCUUCACCAAAAAACUUCUAAGCAACCGAGUGUCGAACAGAAUAAAAGUAUUGAAGCUGUUAAUGAUAACAAUAAACGUUUACUUGUUGAGAAUGAAAAGGCUGAAGAUAAAAAUUUGUCUAUCAAAAAGAGUAAACCCUGACUUUAUUUUGUUCUCUUGUUUAGAAAGAAGUUUGUUAACCUUCAUUGACUCUUGAUUUCACUCAAGAUUGAAUAUCUAUCUACGUAAAUAGCUUCUUUUUAUUAUUUAUAUAGUAUAUAGAAAGAAUCUAUGUGUAAAACUACUA
Ascoidea rubescens DSM 1968 is the source of this 2857-nucleotide messenger RNA. RefSeq lists its product as uncharacterized. Lineage: Eukaryota; Fungi; Ascomycota; Saccharomycetes; Ascoideales; Ascoideaceae. The record is from RefSeq and is a predicted model, not a curated record. The transcript has a single exon. Bases 439 to 2712 code for a protein of 757 amino acids.